Rhinopithecus roxellana (golden snub-nosed monkey) is the source of this 672-nucleotide messenger RNA. RefSeq lists its product as uncharacterized. The transcript is spliced from 4 exons. The record is from RefSeq and is a predicted model, not a curated record. Lineage: Eukaryota; Metazoa; Chordata; Mammalia; Primates; Cercopithecidae. Bases 1 to 672 code for a protein of 223 amino acids.
AUGACAAGUGGUUUUUCCUAUAUCGAGGACUCGAUGUUUCAAUUUUGGGAACUUCUGAGCCCUGGUCCUUUCAUUGUGAUACCCAACACCCAGCACGACGCGGAGCGCACAGUAAGCGCCCCUCCCCCACCACCCCAGCUCGUGGGCCUCUCCGCAGAGCGCGCGCCCGUGGGGAUAACCGGCGGAAAACGAGGGACGCGGGCACAGCCGCAGACUGGGCGCGGGGGGCACCGGGCACCGGGAUGGCCGAGCCUGGGACGCUGGGACCUUCGACCGCCGCGGGGCGACGGGGCUGGCGGAAGCAUCUCCUGCCCUCCCGGGCCGCGCGGCUCCCGGCGCAUUCCUGCAGCCUCCUCCCGCGCGCCGCGCUCCCUCCCCCGGACAGCUGAUUCAUUGGCUCGGCCGCCCAGACUGCCUGGCGCCGGCCGCGUGACGUCACCCAUUCACAGAGCCCGCCUCCCCCCCUUCGCUGGCGCCGGCCGGGCGGUCGCCCUGACAACGCAGACGCCAGCCCGCAGAAUGACUUCCAGCUGGAGCAGCCCAGCCAGCCUGCGCGCUCACUCGCUUGCUUGCGCCGGGCUUCACAGCGCGGGGAUUUCUUGCUUCAAAACAGCUGCACUUUUGGAAGAAAGUCCACAACUGACAACUAAGCAAAACCCUCCUGGUGGAUAG